AUCGCCGAUCUGGGAUUAUGUCGACCGGAAAAUCAAAAUCUUUUGCAAAAUAAUAAAAAGCAAGUGUAUGGAGUGUUGCCAUAUGUGGCACCUGAAGUUUUAAAGGGAGAGGAUUAUACAAAAGCGAGCGAUAUCUAUGGGUUUGGAAUUGUAUCAUAUGAAGUGAUGACCGGAUUGCCUCCUUAUAAUGAUGUGGUCCAUGAAGAAUAUUUGGCUAUAAGAAUUUGUCCAGGAUUAAGACCAAUGAACAAUUAUAAGGUUCCUCAACUAAUGUUAGAUAUAGUUCAACAAUGCUGGGAUGCAAAUCCUUCAAAACGUCCUAAAGCAAGUGAAUUAUUUGAUUUAUUUCACAACCUUUAUAAUUCUUAUGAAGAUAAUAA
Funneliformis geosporum is the source of this 380-nucleotide messenger RNA. Lineage: Eukaryota; Fungi; Glomeromycota; Glomeromycetes; Glomerales; Glomeraceae. The record is from the annotation of a GenBank genome assembly.